AUGCCUCGAGAUCCAUUGAUCGGAUUGGUUGGCAAGCCAUCAAGUGGUAAAUCUACGACCUUGAACAGUUUGACGGAUGCGACAUCCAAAGUUGGCAACUUCCCCUUUACCACAAUCGAUCCCCAGCGAGCUAUCGGAUACCUUCAAAUUGACUGCGCUUGUUUGCGACACGGUGUCUCAGAUAAAUGUGCGCCGAAUUACGGUGGCUGCAAUGAGGGACGGCGCUCCGUUCCUAUCGAAUUGUUGGACGUAGCCGGACUUGUCCCAGGCGCACACCAAGGUCGAGGAUUGGGAAAUAAAUUCUUGGAUGACCUGCGACACGCGGAUGCGCUGAUUCAUGUGGUGGACGCGAGUGGUACGACUGACGCCGAGGGAAAGGCGACACGUGGAUAUGAUCCCUCAGUAGACAUUGAAUGGCUACGAGGAGAGAUUGUACGAUGGGUGUUGGGCAACUUGAUGGAAAAAUGGGGCUCUAUCAGACGGAGACAUAUCGCAAUUAAGGGCAACCCCGUCGACACAUUACAGGGUCAAUUCUCAGGAUACGGCAGUACCUCAUCAAUCGUGGCGCGAACUCUUGACAAGCUGAAUCUGAAAGAGCCUUUGGAGCAUUGGUCGGAUGAGACCGUCCAGGUCGUGGUUGAGGCUUUCAUUGAUGAAAAGUUCCCAACGGUGUUUGCGUUGAACAAGAUCGAUCACCCGGAUGCGGACAAGAACGUCAGCAAGAUUGCCAAAAUGCAAGAUCCCCAGAGCAUUGUACUUUGCUCGGCUAUAUCAGAGGUAUUCCUUCGACGACUCGCUAAACAAGAAUACAUCAAGUAUGUUGAAGGCAGUGAGUUUGUGGAUACACGGGAAGACCUAAUUGAGAUGGGUGAUCCGGACGGAGGAGGACUGAAAGAAAUGGAUGAAAAGUUGAAGACUCGCGUGGAAAACUUGAAAGAUAUGGUGUUAUAUCGAUUCGGAUCAACAGGUGUAGUACAAUGUCUUUCACGAGCGGCAGAGGUGUUGGGUUUGGUGCCCAUUUUCCCUGUACGGAAUGUCGCAACCUUCGGCUCUGGUAAUGGAAGCGCUGUCUUCCGCGACUGUGUUUUGGUCAAGAAAAACAGCACAGUGGGUGAUGUAGCCCGAAAAGUGAUGGGCGAUGUACCUAUUUCCUACAUUGAAGGAAUUGGGGGCACUCGAGUAUCGGAGGACGAUAUGGUUGGAGUUGGCAAAAACGAUAUCUUGACGUUCAAGGUGGGACGGGCUAAUAGGGCGGCGGGAGAGGCUAUGAAUAACUGCAUUGCCAUUUUUGAUGAUCUAACCCGACUAUACGGCCAUGGGUAUCCUCAGACCCAGGACGCCCUUAUGCUCUUGGUCAAGAUGUACUGGGAACAGGGCACGGAGGAAAUGAUGACGAACUAG
This is a messenger RNA of Penicillium verhagenii, 1401 nucleotides long. Its product is annotated as Ygr210 GTPase family protein. Gene Ontology annotation, cellular component: cytoplasm. The coding region runs from base 1 to 1401 and encodes 466 amino acids. NCBI's taxonomy places the organism in Eukaryota, Fungi, Ascomycota, Eurotiomycetes, Eurotiales, Aspergillaceae. The transcript is spliced from 11 exons. Gene Ontology annotation, molecular function: ATP hydrolysis activity; GTP binding. The record is from RefSeq and is a predicted model, not a curated record.